Molecule: messenger RNA, 2411 nt
Organism: Coregonus clupeaformis (lake whitefish)
Lineage: Eukaryota; Metazoa; Chordata; Actinopteri; Salmoniformes; Salmonidae
Product: zinc finger protein aebp2-like
Exons: 9
Coding region: 800-2332 (510 amino acids)
Biological process (GO): regulation of transcription by RNA polymerase II
Cellular component (GO): ESC/E(Z) complex
Source: RefSeq, a predicted model, not a curated record
CCAAGAGGCUGUAUUGGCCCCUACAUGUUGCUGUUAAUAAUGUGGGUUGAACAUAUCCUGCCCGAGUGCUUUUCAUACAGAGUUAUAUUGAAAAAGUAUAGUUUGCACACAUAUUGUGUUGUCAGGUGCAUGGAGAAAGAACACAGUAAAGGACAGUAUUCAUAAAAAGGAAAUAACUCCAGCACACUGGUGAUCUAGAAUACUCCACAAACAACUGAAUGAAUCUCUCACCAGCUCUGAUGUUCUUGGUAAGAUUGUCUUUUUGAACGGGUACUAGGUUCUGGGAUAGUAUGAUAUGCAUUAUAGAGAUUAUUAUAGGUCUCAAAUGUAAUCACAAAAGGAAUGCAUUUCCAUGAGACAAUAUGUGUUGGUAUUGUGUAGUUGUUAACUGUAGAAUGAUAACGCCAGCGGUCCAAAGGAAAUCCCUGUUCAAAACUAGUGCAGUAGCACUCCCAUGUGGUCACAGAUAAAAACACUGAUCUGUACUGGCGGGCUGCAUUGUAACCAUUUGCAAUUGCAACAGUUACCAUCAGACAUUUUUCAAUAGGCCAUGUGUGUUCAUCGGGGAUUACCCCAUUCGCUCUAAUCCAGUUUAGAUUUAAACGAUAUUAUAUGCGUAGUGGUUUUCAAACCAGUGAUUUCUCCAAACACGUGGAACGCUUCUGCGAGAGAAAAGACGUCGUCACUAUUUUCCCCGCCCGUCAACGCUUCUGUCCAAUGUAUACACUGCUCCAGUUCUGGGACAUAUGACGCCGCGCAGUACACACGUAGUGAUAAUAGCCAUUGGUGUUCAGUAAAAAUGGCUACCGCUUUUUCUGAAUUGCAAACUCCCGCAUUGAGCGAGGAAACCAGCGAAACGAUUGCAGAAAAGACCGAGGAGGAAAAGCAACUGGACCCAGAUACAGAUGAGCCGGGUGCUAGCAGCGUAGACGCACCGCUGAAAAUGGAAGUAGGGGUAGCGGAAUGCGGGCAAGACCGAGAAGAAGGGGACGUGAAACCUGCUGCAGAGGCAGAUGAGGCAGCUGCGGAAGCCGUGGCGGUGACAGGGGCAACAACAGUUGCGGCAGCAACAGGGGUCGCAGAUGAUGAAGAAGAGAAGGAGGUGGGGUCCGAACUUGCUAAAACAGAUGACGAUAGCUCGGACCAGGAGCAGCAGAGUAGCCCAGUGGACGGUGGUGAGACUAGUGAGACAGUUGUUGACGAUACGGUGAAGGAAAUAGAAAGAAAACAACAACAACAGCGAGAGGAGAGCCAGUCGCCUGUUACAGUGAGUGACUGUGUGGUAGAAAUCCAAGUCCGUGAUGAUGCUCCGGAGCCAGCGGAGGAGAAAACAAGCACCGGAGGUGGAGACCGCGGGGAGCUUGCGGUGGGAGACAAGUGGAGGGCCAGCGUAGAGAUGUCAUCUUCGGACGGAGAGCCACUCAGCCGGAUGGAUUCGGAGGACAGUAUCAGCAGUACCCUGAUGGACAUGGAGAGCACGGUAUCCAGCGGGCGCUCCACCCCUGCCAUGAUGAACGGGCAGGGCAGUGCCACCCAGUGCCACUCCAGUACCAAGGGCCAGGCGGUGGGGAACACCUGCUGCUGGGAACAGUGUGGCCUCUGCUUCACCUGCAGCCCAGACCUGGCUGAACACAUCAGGGGCCUGCAUGUCGACGGACAGAGAGGAGGGGUGUUUGUGUGUCUGUGGAAGGGAUGUAAGGUGUACAACACUCCAUCUACCAGUCAGAGCUGGCUCCAGAGACACAUGCUGACACACAGCGGAGACAAACCCUUCAAGUGUGUGGUGGGGGGCUGCAAUGCCAGCUUUGCGUCGCAGGGGGGGCUAGCGCGCCACGUGCCCACCCACUUCAGUCAGCAGAGCUCCUCUAAGCUGUCCAGUCAGUCUAGACUCAAGGAAGACUCUCCCUCUAAAGCUGGGCUUAAUAAGAGGAAGAAACGAACGCAGAUGAACAAAAGCAGGCGCUCGCUACUGUCUCCUCUUCCACCAGCGAGACCUCAUGAUUUCUUUGACGCCCAGACCAUGGACGCCAUCAGACACCGGGCCAUCUGCCUCAACUUGGCCACACACAUGGAGAGCACCGGCAACGGACACAGUGUGGUGUUUCAUAGCACGGUGAUGGCCAGGAGAAAAGAGGGCUCUGGGAAGGUCAAGGUGCUGCUCCACUGGACUCCUGAGGACAUCCUGCCUGAUGUGUGGGUGAACGAGACGGAGCGUUCUCAGCUGAACACUAAAGUGGUGCACUUAUCCCAGCUACCGCAGGACAGUGCCAUGCUGCUAGACCCCAACAUCUACAGAGCGUUACCACAGAAGCGGCUGAAGCGGAGUCUGUAAGGAUUCCUCUGUAGCUGUAGGGUUAGGAUUCCUCUGUAGCUGUAGGGUUAGGAUUCCUCUGUAGCUGUAGGGUUAGGAU